AUGCUGAGCUCUCGACUUUCUACCUUGCAGCAGCACACCGCGAAGGCUCUGUUCCACGCUUCGCGCACGGCGGGACGCGUGUUUGGCACGCAGCCCCUGCGCGGCAAGGAGGCGACGAACACAUUCUCGCCCAAGUACGAGGUGAUUGACCACACGUACGACGCGGUUGUGCUGGGAGCCGGUGGUGCUGGCCUGCGGGCGGUGAUGGGUCUGGCCGAGGCCGGAUUCAAGACUGCGUGUGUGACCAAGCUGUUCCCGACGCGCUCGCACACAGUGGCAGCGCAGGGCGGUAUUAACGCGGCGCUGGGCAACAUGACCAAGGACGACUGGCGCUGGCACAUGUACGACACGGUCAAGGGCAGUGACUGGCUGGGCGACCAGGACGCGAUCCACUACAUGUGUCGCGAGGCACCGAAGGCGGUGAUUGAGCUGGAGCACAUGGGUCUGCCGUUCUCGCGUACGCCUGAGGGCACGAUCUACCAGCGGCCGUUCGGCGGGCAGUCGCUCGAGUACGGCAAGGGCGGACAGGCGCGGCGCACGUGCUGCGCAGCGGACCGCACCGGGCAUGCGAUGCUGCACACAAUGUACGGUAACUCGCUCAAGUACGAUGCGACGUUCUUUGUCGAGUACUUUGGACUGGAUCUGCUGAUGGAGGACGGAGUGUGCCGCGGAGUGCUGGCGCUGAACCAGGAGGACGGUACGCUGCACCGCAUCCGUGCGCACAACACGGUCAUUGCCACCGGAGGCUACGGCCGUGCGUACUUCUCGGCCACGUCGGCGCACACCUGCACUGGUGACGGCAUGGCGAUGGUGUCGCGUGCUGGUCUGCCGCUGCAGGACCUGGAGUUUGUGCAGUUCCACCCGACCGGCAUCUACGGGUCUGGGUGCCUGAUGACGGAAGGCUGCCGCGGUGAAGGCGGCUACCUGGUCAACUCUGAGGGCGAGCGGUUCAUGGAGCGCUACGCGCCGACGGCUAAGGAUCUUGCAUCGCGUGAUGUUGUGUCGCGGUCGAUGACGAUGGAGAUCCGCGAGGGCCGCGGUGUUGGCCCCGAGAAGGACCACAUCUACCUGCAGCUGCACCACCUGCCGCCUGAUGUGCUGGCGGAGCGGCUUCCGGGCAUCUCCGAGACGGCCGGUAUCUUUGCGGGAGUCGACGUAACCAAGGAGCCGAUCCCGGUGCUGCCCACCGUGCACUACAACAUGGGCGGUAUUCCGACGCGCUACACAGGUGAGGUUGUGCGCCUGGCGGCGGACGGCUCGGACGAGGUUGUGCCUGGGCUGUACGCGGCGGGUGAGGCGGCGUCGGUGUCGGUUCAUGGGGCGAACCGCCUGGGAGCCAACUCGCUGCUGGACCUGGUUGUGUUUGGCCGUGCGGUGUCGCACGACAUUGCAUCCAAGUUUGAGCGCAAUGUGCCGCACAAGGACAUGGAUGCGUCGGUCACGCACCAGUCGAUCAAGGACCUCGACUACGCGCGGACUGCGGACGGCGAGCACACGACGGCGGAGGUGCGUCUGAAGAUGCAGAAGACGAUGCAGAACCAUGCGGCGGUGUUCCGCACGCAGGACGUCAUGGAGGAGGGUGUGGAGAAGAUGACUGAGGUGUCGCAGCUGUACAACAAGGUGCGUGUGUCUGAUCGGUCGCUGAUCUGGAACUCGGAUCUGAUCGAGACGCUUGAGCUGCGCAAUCUGCUGACGUGCGCGACGCAGACCAUCAACUCGGCGGUGGCGCGCAAGGAGUCGCGUGGUGCGCAUGCGCGCGAGGACUUCCCUGAGCGCGACGACAAGGAGUGGAUGAAGCACACGCUGUCGUACCAGACGGAAGUGGACCGCCCGGUCGAGCUCAAGUACCGUGGGGUGAUGGCCAACACUCUGGAUGAGAACGAGUGCAAGGCAGUGCCGCCAUUCAAGCGUGUUUACUAGAAACCAGACUCCAGCCUUUCUUUCGAAUAUGUCAAGCUACAACAAAAAAAAAUCGCAAACAGCAUUUCAUGGCAGAUGGAUGGGGAUUGGGAUGGUAUUGUUUGAAGAGGGAGAGGUGUUAGUUUGAGCCGCCGCGCAGGGCCAGUACCAGGU
Messenger RNA from Linderina pennispora, 2073 nucleotides. RefSeq names its product succinate dehydrogenase. Gene Ontology annotation, molecular function: flavin adenine dinucleotide binding; succinate dehydrogenase (quinone) activity; electron transfer activity. Gene Ontology annotation, biological process: mitochondrial electron transport, succinate to ubiquinone; tricarboxylic acid cycle. The transcript is spliced from 2 exons. The coding region runs from base 1 to 1920 and encodes 639 amino acids. The record is from RefSeq and is a predicted model, not a curated record. Lineage: Eukaryota; Fungi; Kickxellomycota; Kickxellomycetes; Kickxellales; Kickxellaceae.